AUGGUGACAGCAACGCGACAGGGAAAUGUCGCGUCUCCGCGUACGAAUGGCUCAGAGUCCGCGACUAAUACAAAGCGGAAAACCAUGGAAAGCAAGACAAACGGCCACUCUAAUAAGCGGAGAAGGUUAUCGCCUGAACAAGAAGAUACCGUGAUUGAGGUCUUGUCGUCUCAGCAAGAAGUCCCAGCGGAUAAUGUGAUUAUUCAAAUUCCGGCGACGCAGCAAAGGAAGAUUAGAAAUGGAGAUAAUUCUACAUCAGAAUCAGUGUCUACCUCCCUAGACAGAUCGGCGAAGGAACCAAGCAAUCAUAUUCGAUUCGGAAGCGAGGAGCCCGCACUACCAAUUCGGACGGCGAAAGAGAUUGAUAUUGAGGCUGUCCAGCCGGCGCAAGCACAAGAUGAGGAGGACUCUGAGAGUGACGAUGAUGAUGCACCCGAGGUUGUCGACAAUUCGGCUCAAUUGUUGGCGUUGAAAGUCAAAGCACAGAAACAAAAAGAAGCCAAAAGACGGGACGAAAUACUGCAGAAAGAAAAGCGACGACUGCAGGACGAAAAACAGAAAGCUCAAGCCAAGGUAUCAGCUGCGGCCAAAGCGAAAGCAGAGAAACUUCAAAAACAAUCAUCAUUUGAUUCUAAGCUUAUAUCAGAUGAUGAUAUUGUCUCUGAAAGCACUGCCACUCUUCAGGGAUCCGUCGUUAGAGAGUCUGGUCGUCGAGUGCUUCCCGCUCUGCUUCCGGAUGAGAUAUUGAAUGCAGAGCCUGUUCACAGACUACCAUCACCACCUCCCGAAGAGCAGCCGAAAAUCAAUACAAAGCAACACAAGUUUUUCAAAGAAGAUGAGCCUGCGAAAGAUAUCCGUCGCGGAGACGUCACUAUUCGUGUUCUGGAAACUAAGAAAGAGAUGCUCCCUCCCAAGAGCUCGGCAGUUGGACGACGUGUAAAGGCCGCCUGGCAGGCUGGGCAACGAGGUCGUAAUGGUAACGCUGCAGGAGGAUUGAAGCGCGUUGGGGGUGGUUCGAAAGGUUUCGUGCGGCGAUAA
Talaromyces amestolkiae is the source of this 1038-nucleotide messenger RNA. RefSeq lists its product as uncharacterized. The transcript is spliced from 2 exons. Gene Ontology annotation, biological process: rRNA processing. The coding region runs from base 1 to 1038 and encodes 345 amino acids. NCBI's taxonomy places the organism in Eukaryota, Fungi, Ascomycota, Eurotiomycetes, Eurotiales, Trichocomaceae. The record is from RefSeq and is a predicted model, not a curated record. Gene Ontology annotation, molecular function: snoRNA binding.